Molecule: messenger RNA, 1692 nt
Organism: Coccinella septempunctata (seven-spotted ladybird)
Lineage: Eukaryota; Metazoa; Arthropoda; Insecta; Coleoptera; Coccinellidae
Product: facilitated trehalose transporter Tret1-like
Exons: 2
Coding region: 173-1534 (453 amino acids)
Biological process (GO): transmembrane transport
Cellular component (GO): membrane
Molecular function (GO): transmembrane transporter activity
Source: RefSeq, a predicted model, not a curated record
AAAUUGAUUUCAAUUCGGAACUGAAAACUGCAAGAGCAGGCAGAAAGAAAAUCGACAAUUAAAUGUUGAACUCAAUUGAAUUUCAUUGUACAGCAUUAAGCAGAAGGAGAGCUCUUUGAAUCGUACUACGUUUAGUGUCGUUUCACCCUGAAAUUUUUGGAAAUAGAUUGCGAUGGCGACGUGGGAGUAUUGUGCCUCUCUCUUCGGUCCAUAUUUUGUCAUAUUCAUCGUCUGUAUUGGUCAUACAUCUUUCUUCCUGAUAUCUGUAACCUUGAGUUGGACAUCUCCAGUGCUGGCCAAACUUGGCGAGGCAGAGGACAACCCCUUAGGGAGACCAAUAACCACUGACGAGAGCGAUCUAAUUGGAUCACUGUUCUUCGUUGGAGCCUCAGUGGGACCCUUACUUUUCAUACAUAUAGUGAAGAAGUUUGGACGAAAAAAAGUUUUAGUUUUACUGCUGACCAUUGUGCCUAUAGCUUACGGGAUGUUGAUCUUUGUGAAAAAAGUUGAAUAUUAUUAUCUGUCCAGGAUUCUAUUAGGACUUUAUAGUGGGGCCACACUGAGCGUUGUUCCAGUGUAUUUAUCUGAAAUAAUAGCACCGGAUGAUGUAGCCUUUUUGAUGUCUUUCGAAACCCUUUUCGGUUUCACUGGCAUUCUGAUAACUUAUACUCUAGGGUCCUUCAUUCCAUUGAAGUAUUUCAAUGGGAGUAUUGUAGUAUUUUCAGUAAUCGUUAUAAUCUUGUUGUCGUUUGGGUGUCCAGAAAGCCCUUAUUAUAUGAUGCAAGUAAAAGGAAAAGAUGAGGCCAGACGAGUGCUGAGAAGACUGAGAAAACAAUACAUAGAAAAAGAAUUGGAACACAUAGAAAAAACCAUUGAAAACGAGACGUCGAAGUCCUAUUUCGAAAUUUUCAAGAGUAAGAAGUAUUUCAAAACAAUCAUCUUAGCUACGAUACCACUCCUUCUACAACAAUUCUGUGGUAUCACUCUUAUAGUAACUUACAGCCAGUUGAUCUUUCAAGAGACAAAAUUACCAUUAGCCCCUCACAUAUGUUCUAUAAUUGUCGUUGGGCUUCUGGAAGUGACUUGUUUCCUAGCCCCAACCCUUCUAAAAUCCAAGAGAUUGUCUCUGAAGAACAUCAUGACUUUAAGUUUAGCCGGUACAGCAAUUUGUAACUUAGUUAUAAGUAUUUAUUUUUUCUAUGGAAAAAAUUUACCAGCACUGAAUUGGGUACCACUGGUAAGUUUGAUUCUAUUCGUGGUUUUUUUCAAUUGUGGUAUGGACCCCAUUGCAUGGACUAUACUGGGGCAAACUUAUCCCAGAAAUAUCAGCUUUGUAGGAACUGCUCUUUCUACCAGCGUUUACUUCAUAUCUAUUUUCCCGAUCUUGUAUUCUUUCUAUAAAGUUGAUAUGACUUAUUUAUUUUUAGGUAGUUUCUUUAGUUGUACUUUUGGUGUUAUUUAUGUUAGGUUUAUUUUCGAAGGGUCUGAAAAGAAAGUUGUUGAGGAUAUACAUCUUCAAAAAGCACUGAUUUGAUUUCAGUCAAUAAAAGAGUUUUGCUCUAUAAAAGGUUGAGAGUUAUGCUAGAAAUCUUAUAGGCAGCCAUGUGUUAAUUAAUGUUGAUAUAAUUUCAUUACGUUAUAGUAAGUUGACUUCAAGAACAUUUUCAUAUGAAAUAAAAUGAAAUUUUUUAA